AUGGAAUGUUUGCUUGAUUUUCGCGGCCACAAGCAUGCAGACACCUCUAGUCUUGACUACGAGGGAUAUGUACUGCAGGAAGAGCCGCCCAGCGCCUGCGACAUAUUCGAGAUGUCAGGUCUAGCAAGCGCCGACGGGCUUCGCAACUAUCUCAAGGAACGCCUUCAACCACACCACAUCAUCGACGAGUAUGGAGACGAGUGCACCAUCUCUGAGAUUUCCACGGGUCAUCUCCCCGUACUACAAACGAAGAUGUGGUCUAGAGCCACUUGCAAUCGCUCACCAACGAAGUCAAUAGCCGGAUACCCUUCUGCAGCGCAAGUCCUCGUCGCGAAUCACGUUGCGAAGAUCUCACAGCUUCUUGAAGAGGACCACGUCUUCGUUUUGAGUAAUACCACUCUCAACACUUGCCAAUACAUGAAAGGCCUCCAACCCACCUCAGCGCGUACCUGCCAGUCACAGAGUGUCAGACUCGAGCCUCUUGUCCAUUGGGGCACACUCACACCAGGCACCGAGUCACGCUCCAUAUUCUCUUUCCAUCGUGACGGUGAGCUCAUGCAACAACCCGAGUACAUGGUGCUUGUGAGGAGAUUGGUCGGCGCAGUGGCACCAACUUAUUGCCUGGACUGUUUGGACUACCUCCGGAGUAAGUGCACCGAAGCUCUCGAAGCCACGAGACAGCUUCAAUACGCCGUACAAAAGCCUGAAGAUAGCGAGUUGAGGAAAGAGUUUCGUCUGGAAUUGCGACUGAAGCUCAAGGACUAUGGUUCUACUUCAGGUUGCGUCGACAUGUUAAACUUGGGUGCGGUGGGGACCCAGAACAAGUCACCAGAGACGACAGAAUUGUACGAUGGCUUCGGAAAAACAUUGCCUCAGCUCGAUGGUGCUCCAGACUCUUCUGAGAACGAUUCACGCCAUUGUGCUUCUAGCAAGAGUCAGACAUCUAAUACAAUAUGGUUAAGCUCCGACAGCGAAGAAUACGGAGAAAACCACAACCCAUCUGCCACAGUGGGAGUGGCUAAGAGUAAGCAUGGCUCGCAGAUUAUCGACUUGAUCACUCCUCCACGCGCUAAAGAACGCACAUUCGGCCUAGAACUUGAUACCAAUGCCAGAUUUCCCUUAGUUCAAUUAAGGAGGUCACCGCGUAACCUUAAGACAGAUGUACCGGCCAAGACUUAUCUCUCACCAGUGCGGCCCAUGAAGCCUCUGAAGGCAGUGUCGAAAAGAAAGGGGCUGGCAGAGACGACCAAGAAGCACAAGGUUGUUGAUCCACUUCAGCAAACAAACAAGCCAAAGAAGCCAUGCAACAAAAUUCUCAAACCAGAUUCGACGGUCCACUCUAUCUCGCCUCUCCAAGUCAUCGUAUACUUCGCAAAACGAGCUGCCAACACAGAGGUGCCUGACGGUGUUGCUACUUUGACAUACGAAGCCUUCCAGGUCACGAGUCCAGUGGCUACUGCAAAGAUUUGCUGCUGUAAUAAGCCUGCGGGCCAUGGUACCUCCAAGAAGAAGGGCGCACCCCAGAUCGCAGAGUGCAACAACCUCAACUGUCGAUUCCGAUGGUAUCAUUAUGCCUGCCUAAACCUAUCAGACAAAGGCAAGGCUCGGUUCGGUACGUUGCUCUGCCAAUACUGUCGCGGCGAGGAGGAGCUUGCCGAGCAAGGCAAGAGAGCAGGCUGGAGUAUGGAGAAGCUGGUAGACUUCAAGAUGCCAUGGACUAAGCAGGACAUCGACGCUGAGAUGCCUGGUCUGGGCGGACAUGCUCCUUUGGUUCAUCCAUACGGCUUAGGCAUAUCUGUCGACAAUGAGCCUGAGCACCAGAUCGAUCCUGAGAGGCUAGUCGCACCCUCAUAUGCUGGAGGAAGCAUAUAUUUACCCUGA
Boeremia exigua is the source of this 1881-nucleotide messenger RNA. RefSeq lists its product as uncharacterized. The transcript is spliced from 5 exons. NCBI's taxonomy places the organism in Eukaryota, Fungi, Ascomycota, Dothideomycetes, Pleosporales, Didymellaceae. The record is from RefSeq and is a predicted model, not a curated record. The coding region runs from base 1 to 1881 and encodes 626 amino acids.